Fimicolochytrium jonesii is the source of this 1692-nucleotide messenger RNA. RefSeq lists its product as uncharacterized. The record is from RefSeq and is a predicted model, not a curated record. Bases 1 to 1692 code for a protein of 563 amino acids. Lineage: Eukaryota; Fungi; Chytridiomycota; Chytridiomycetes; Spizellomycetales; Powellomycetaceae. The transcript has 2 exons.
AUGACUUUGAGAUCUUCAAACAGUCCGAAUACUUUGAAUACUGUCGUCAAUAUCGAUCAUUACCAGCGGAUUAUCUUGAAAGAAGCCGAGGACUUCCAGUGCACAGGCGAUAAACACUUCACAAGAGUCAUUGUCGCUCCUGGCGAAUGUGAAAAGACGAAGGGGGAGAGCGCUCAUUAUACGUUGAUGCGUGAGAUCUGGGCAGCGGCCAGAAAGGGGAACUUGAAGAAAUUGGACGGGCAAAUCUAUAAGCCGAUGGAUAAGAAGCCCUGCGCAUAUGUUCCGUAUUUGUCUUACGAGGAAUUCAUCAACAAAGUCCUAAAGAAAAGCGCCCUUUUCAAGUCGGGGCCAAAGCGCUUCACCGAUAUCAUGGCGCAUCUGAAAUUGUAUGAUGAUGAGGAAUUACCGAUCUUGAAGAAAGAUUUGAAUAUCUUGGCGUUCGAGAAUGGAAUUGUAGCGCUGGAUACCGUAAAGUUCUAUGCCUACACGGACAAAUUCGCAAAGAACAAGGUGGCUCGUCAUUUCAUACCACAGAUCUACACGGGUAAAGGACAUACCCCUGUUCUCGAUAAUAUGUUGCUACAUCAGUUACAGAGCAAGGCUCAUGAAGAGCGGGUCGAGAUCUAUAAUGUAAUUCUUGCACUUAUCGGCCGAUUGUUUUUCAAAGUCGGGCAGCACGAUAACUGGAGCGUUAACCUUUUCUUUCUGGGUGAGAGUCAUACGGGGAAGUCAACCCUUAUCAACAUCAUAAAAGCGUUGUUCCCGCGCGAAUGUAUAGGGGCUUUAUCGGCGAAUAUCGAGAAGCAGUUCGGGUUGUACAACUUACAUGAUAAGCAGAUUAUCGUUGCGCCGGAUGUUCCGGCGGAUCUACACCUUGGGCCCGAUGCUACACUUUUACAAAGUAUGAUUAGCGGGGAGGACGUAAGUGUCGUCGGCAAACACCUGAACGCGUUCUCAGGAAAUUUCACAACACCUAUGUUGUGGGCAGGAAACCGAUUUCCUGCAUAUUCAAACAACCAAGGUCAGAUUGCUCGUCGCUUCGUUAUAACUUUGUUCAACGAAUUCAUUGAAAGCAGGGAUACGACUAUACAACAAACUGUUAUCGCGAAUGAACUAGCCAACCUCGUCUUUAAAAGUUUAACGGCAUACUGGAGAUAUGCCUCACGCAAAGGUAGCGAUUUUUGGGAUUUCUGCCCAGUAUACUUUCACGAUAACAAGGAGUACAUCAACAAUGCGACAAACUAUAUUCACCGGUUCCUUACUGCAGGCCCGGAUGAGAACAAAAGCAAAGAGGCGUGCUUCUUUGUACGAAAACGUGUGUUAGAGGGUGAUGCGCGAUUGAGGUGUACAUUGGACGAUGUAAAGAAGAUGUUCAUGAACUACAUGAAGUUCAAUCAUCCGCAGGUCAAGUACACAUGGGAUGAGAAUGAUCUUACUACUUUCAAGCAGUUGGGCUACGAGAUCAGUCUCUUACAUAUAUGCAAGUCAUGCGGUAAGAAGGCGAAGGGAGGAAAAGAGCCUUGUUGCGAACACUAUCAUGCGGCGAAUCGGACCAAGAGGACAUAUGUGUAUGAUCUUGAGAUGGUGCGUGAAGAGAUAGAACCUCCUAUGUACGAUAUCAGAGCGGGCGAGGUGCAUCAGAAGAUCAGAUCCGAUUAUAACGGAUACGCAGGUAGCCGGAUACGCGCAUGA